This is a messenger RNA of Schistosoma spindalis, 1173 nucleotides long. NCBI's taxonomy places the organism in Eukaryota, Metazoa, Platyhelminthes, Trematoda, Strigeidida, Schistosomatidae. The record is from the annotation of a GenBank genome assembly.
CAAAAAAUAAGUCUAAAUAGGUUCGAUGUCUAAAAAAUGUGCUGAAUAUGGGUUAUCGACUUUAAAAACUCUUGAUGCAUCUAGUUUUGUGCCAUACUACAUAAUAUCUGCGAGCACUAGUUUUUGUUGUGGAAGUUUCGUUUCAAUUUAUCAGAACUACACAUUUUACACCGGCUGUUAUCACUUAUUCAUUUAGGCACUUUAGAUAUUUGUUUUAGUCUUUCCUACAUUUGCUGUACUAUUCAGGCUGUAGUGAUGACAGACUUAAACUUAAAUUCCAGUAGUUAACGCUACUUUAACUAUUUUAUGUGUGCUUUUUCCGUGAAAGCUCACUUUUGAAUAAAAGUUGUUUCCGUUACACGGUCCGAUAAGUAAAAGAGUUAGAUUUUAGAAACUUUACUUAAAUUCACAUCAUACCGUCGGCUAGAUGCUUUCACAGGUGACAGGUGGGACUUUGGCCAAUGUGUUUUUAUCUUUUGUUGCCAGUAAACAUGUAUGUUGUAGGGAUUAUUAUAGUGCUAUCCUUAACUAUAUGUCAAAUAACAUAAGAGAAAAAACUUGAGGUUAUUCGUAACCGUAGUACAACUAUAAUUCUUACAUACUUUAAUCGUCUAGGUUAAUUCAUCUCUAAUAAUGACUACUGAUUUUGCAAAAUGCAAUCCUAACAAUGUUGAUUCAUCGAAUGAUCUUCCUCCGGAAAUUGAUAACGAAGUUUUAGAAGCGGAUCUUGAGGAAAAACAGCGUCUAAUAAGUCAGAUUUUGGAGCUACAACAUACACUUGAGGAUUUAUCCACACGGGUAGAUGCUGUGAAAGAAGAAAAUUUAAAAUUACGUUCUGAAAAUCAAAUUCUUGGCCAAUAUAUUGAAAAUAUGAUGGCGAAUUCAUCAGUUUUUCAAUCAACGUCACCACGUGUUGAUGAAAAUAGUGAUCCGUUAACAUCAUCAUCAUCAUCAUCAUCAUCAUCAUCAUCAUCAUCAUCAUCAUCAUCAUCAUCAUCAUCAUCAUCAUCAUCAUCAUCAUCAUCAUCAUCAUCAUCAUCAUCAUCAUCAUCAUCAUCAUCAUCAUCAUCAUCAUCAUCAUCAUCAUCAUCAUCAUCAUCAUCAUCAUCAUCAUCAUCAUCAUCAUCAUCAUCACCAAUUUCGCAUAUUUUAUAUUCAAAAUCAUUUAUCUAA